Leptinotarsa decemlineata (Colorado potato beetle) is the source of this 2032-nucleotide messenger RNA. RefSeq names its product ubiquinone biosynthesis protein COQ9, mitochondrial. Gene Ontology annotation, molecular function: lipid binding; ubiquitin-protein transferase inhibitor activity. Gene Ontology annotation, cellular component: mitochondrial inner membrane; cytoplasm. The record is from RefSeq and is a predicted model, not a curated record. Gene Ontology annotation, biological process: ubiquinone biosynthetic process. NCBI's taxonomy places the organism in Eukaryota, Metazoa, Arthropoda, Insecta, Coleoptera, Chrysomelidae.
GCUUUCUAUUAUACUUUGAUAUUAUCAUGGUAUGAUCACAGUCUAAUGUCUAUUGUCUAAUCAAUAUUUUGUGGUCUGUGGUUUAAUGUUCAAUCUUUCAAUUGGCUAUAUGGCUAUUAUUGCCUACUGAUUGUGAGAUAUAAAAUGUAAUAAAUUUUAAACUUCAGUAAUUUCGUCAUAGAACCAGGUAUACAUGGUAUUGAUAGCUUUUGCCGCUUCAAUAAUGUUGAGAAGAUUCAAUUUGCGAAACAUUGAAGUUCGGUGAUACCUACUGAAAUCCAGGAAAUAAAAGAAUGGAGGAAAAUAGUGAUGGUAUUUUUGUGAAAAGUGUUCAGACACUUUUGAAAGAUGGUAAAACAAGUGAUGUUAUAGAUUUAUUUCAUAAUAUUGAAAACAGUUCCAAUGUUAAAAAUAGCUCAUGGGACCUAAUACCAAUCAUUACAGAAUAUUUAACGAGUCAGUGUGAAAAAGAUAAUGAAAAAGUGUUUAUAUGUUGUGAACAAUUAGUAGACAUCAUAGCAGAUCAGUCAAAUCCUGAAGAAGUCCUGUUGCAACUCAUAGAAGAAAUUGAAGAAUGUACUGAUGACAUAAAAUUCAUGACAUUACUGAAACCUUUGAAGAAAGUGUUAGUUCGUAUUAGUUCAAGAAAAUUGAUUUCCUUUGCUUGGGGGUUUAAUGCAGUACAGUCAUAUUUGUCAAAAUGUGAAGGACCUGAUAGCAGAGGUUUGGUUGGGAAAGAAAAACUAUGUUUAGACUGUGAUGAAAAAACUAUUAGAAUUAGUAUAUUAUGCCAAGAGGUGGUGCAUUUCUUUGAUAACCUGCUUGAAACAAUUUCUGUAGUUGAAGAUGUUGAAGGUCGAAUGGGAGUUAUUAGGAAAUAUUUGAUUCGUCUCUUAGCAAAACCACUUGUUUUUUUGGAUACGGAAGUUUUUGAUGGUAUUAAAAGUAGGGCAAGAGUCUUAGGGGAGAGAAUUAUUAUGAAAAUAUUUCAAAUUUCAAGUGAUCCCUUAUCAUUACUGAAUUUGCGUCUUUCAAAAGAAAAUGUAGAACUCCUCAAUUUGAAUACAUUGGGCAUUGCAACUUUAUUUUAUUUGGUCUAUACGGAAUAUAUUUUAAUUGAAAGAGUACCUAAGGUGUAUAGUUCUAUAUAUUUUUUUCAAAGUAGCUUGCAUCUUGUAUCCACACUUUUGAAUGAAGAACACCAAAUCCUAAUUGAAAAGGGUCUCAAGUUAUCUGUUACCUUGCUGCAGCAUGUUAAAUUUUCAAAACUGUCGUAUUCUCUCUUGGAUUGUGAUGAUCACAGAGAGUUUUGCAAGAAUUUGGCUAAAAUCAUUGUCUUCAAUGAGCAUGACUUUUUGAGAAAGUCUGCAUUAAAUACUUACAAAAUGUAUCUUUUCUCAUUUGAAGUUAAAGGAUUUUACUUGAUAGUUUACAAUCUGAUAUCUGAAUUGAACCAUUCAGGUCUUAUAGGGUAUACCGUAACCCAAUAUAAAGAUCUUUUAUCUGAAGAAUUUAUGAACAAUGAAAAUAAUUUCUCAGAUUUUCUAAAGGGUCAAAAACUUCUAUCUAUACUUAGGAAGUUCUGUUAUUUGCACAAAAAAGAAGAAAGUGAUUUGAUAGAACUGUUUGAUCAAAUCAUGGCAUCUCUCAAUUUACUUCUUUAUUUAGCUUUGAGGGAUAAACACAAUGUAACAAAAAUUUGGGAUUAUUUUGGACAACUUGAAGAUAUUUACUUCAGGCCGUUGAGAAGAGGAAUUGAGCUUUCAAGGGCCCACUAUCAACUUAAAAUUAAGGAAAUUCAGGAAGAGGUAACACCCAAAAUGAAAACAAGUGAAGUUUCUGUAAUUGUUUCUGGCCAAAAUUUAUUAGAAAUGACUGCUCAAGAGAAGUUGAAUGUUUUUAAAUCCUCAUUAACUGCUUUUGACCUCAUUGACAACCUUCUGAGUAGGCUUAUCGAGUGUAUUGAAUGCAAAAGAUGAUUGUUAUAUGUAAAUUUUCAAAUUAAUGUUGAAUAAAUAAUGUAUGAAUUCGA